This is a messenger RNA of Prorocentrum cordatum, 795 nucleotides long. NCBI's taxonomy places the organism in Eukaryota, Dinophyceae, Prorocentrales, Prorocentraceae. The record is from the annotation of a GenBank genome assembly.
GGGAACUCCUGUUCCUGCCUGGACUUCGCGAAGGGGGGUGGCGUGUGCAAGCACCUGCUCUUCGUGGCGCUGCGGGUCCUCAAGCUGGACCGGGACGACCACCGGGUCUGGCAAACCUCGCUGGUGCCGUCGGAGCUCGCGCCGCUUCUGGCGAGGCUCGACCGCGACCCGGCCGCGGACGCGAGCGCGGCGAGCGUCGCCGCGGACGCCUCCGUGCUCCGCGGGUACCUGCAGGUGUGCGGCGAGGGUGCCGCAGUGGCCCGCCGCCCGCUUCCCGCCGACUGCCCCAUCUGCUUCGAGGAGAUGCAGGCCGAGACGCCCGCCGCGGCUGCUGCGGGGGCGCGGGAGGCCCAGGUGGAGUUCUGCGGCACCUGCGGCCACAACGUCCACGCGGACUGCCGCGGGCGCUGGGCCGCCGCCUCCCCGAGCGGCGACGCUUGCCCGCUGUGCCGCAGCCCGUGGGGCAAGGCGGCCGCGGUGGACCCCGCGGGGGGGCCCAUCAACCUGGCCGCCUACUCCUCGGAGCAUCGCGGCGUGUCCCUUGCGGCACUGUACCCGGAGACGCACCGCUGGAUCCGCAGGCCCUGGGCCGCCCAGAUGGGCUCCGACUGCCCUGCAUCUGCACUGCGGAUCCGGGCCCUCUCAUCCUCCUCGAUCCCCGAUCCUCCAUCCCCGACCCUUCCCGCAGAGACGCGCCGCCGCGCGGCGCCGAGGGGGGUGCGCGCGGAAACCCGAAAGGGGCUCCGCUCGGGCGGAGUCUGCCCGCUGCCCGUGCAAGCAUGCCGCCGCGGGUAG